CGGUGGCUGUAAAAUUAUAUAUACUACCUUAUAUAUGUAAGAUUCGUACAUUGUAUGUACACAUAGACCUAUAUACUGCAUAUUAGCUUGAUUCAUAUUUUUUAAUCUAUUAUUGCGUCUUGUGGCGCCACCGCGUAUAUAAAAUAAUCGUAAUAUUUUAUAGCGGUUCUGAGUUUCUAAUCUCGUACGAGAUUUUACGUCUCGUGCAGAUGUGUAAGUGUGUGACACGUCAAGAAUGUGACACAUACCCACGUGCGGAAAAUGCGUCAAGUAUUUUGCUUUUUUGUUCAAUUAUUAUUUUAACAUGUGCGUAGAAUAUGGUGAUUAAUAUUGUGCUGAAAGUUAACUGUUUGUGGAUGCGUAUUAUGAAAUAAUUUGAACAGUUAUUUGCGCAUAAAAAUAACGUAUAAAAAUGCUGAAACGGCGGCACGUUAAUGUUAAAACGGUCAAAGAACUGGAUGCGUUCCCGAAAGUUCCUGAGCUAUACAUCGACAAAACUGCAGUUGGAGGAACAUUCUCAAUUUUUACCAUCCUUAUCAUUGCAUACUUGAUAAUAGCUGAAACAAGCUACUUCCUUGACAGCAGAUUACAAUUCAAAUUUGAGCCGGACACCGAGAUCGAUGCAAAGUUACAGAUUAACAUCGACAUAACGGUAGCGAUGCCAUGCGGUCGCAUCGGUGCUGAUGUUUUAGAUUCUACAAACCAGAACAUGAUAGGUUAUGAUUCCUUGACGGAGGAGGAUACAUGGUGGGAGCUAACGUCAGAGCAGAGAGCACACUUUGAGGCUCUCAAGCACAUGAAUUCCUAUUUAAGAGAGGAAUACCAUGCCAUCCAUGAAUUGCUGUGGAAAUCCAAUCAAGUUACGCUUUAUGGCGAGAUGCCAAAACGGUCGUACACACCAGACUACCUACCAAACGCUUGUCGCGUUCACGGUAGUCUGAACGUGAACAAAGUAGCGGGCAACUUCCACAUAACUGCUGGAAAAUCCUUAUCUCUGCCACGUGGGCACAUACACAUCUCGGCAUUCAUGACCGAUCGGGAUUACAACUUCACUCACAGGAUCAAUAAGUUUUCUUUCGGCGGACCUAGCCCAGGAAUCGUACAUCCACUCGAAGGGGACGAGAAGAUCGCCGAUAACAAUAUGAUGCUGUAUCAGUAUUUCGUGGAAGUUGUUCCUACAGAUAUUCGGACGUUGCUGAGUACGUCCAAGACCUACCAGUACAGUGUCAAGGAUCAUCAAAGGCCGAUUGACCAUCACAAGGGGUCUCACGGGAUACCAGGGAUCUUUUUCAAAUAUGACAUGAGCGCGCUCAAGAUCAAAGUCACCCAGGAACGUGAUACGAUCUUUCAGUUCUUGGUGAAACUCUGCGCCACCGUGGGCGGCAUUUUUGUUACGAGCGGACUGAUUAAGAAUAUCGUACAAAGCUUCUGGUAUGUUGCGUAUUGCAAGUUCUUGAACAGUGAGAGCAAGUCGGAUAAUCAAAGGAUAUCUGUCCCACCGCACUCUACCAACUAUCGGUCACCCAAUACGAUAAACUUGCUCGAAGUCGGAGCGCCUCAAAGUAUCGAUAUCAUGCUGAAACCUCGAUGAAAGCUAUUCGUAUUAUAAUCGUUCACGAUGCGAGUGUAAGGAACUCGUGGAAAAAACGUUUACGGACCUAAGUCAGUGUAUGAACGUGUGCUUAUGCUGUAUGUAUGUACAUUAUCCGUGUAUCUACAGUAUUACAAAAGCGUCAUUAAAUUUUUUAAACUGAUCCUCAAUGUCGAUUAAUAAAAUUUUUAUUCUUAUCUAAUG
Molecule: messenger RNA, 1795 nt
Organism: Ooceraea biroi (clonal raider ant)
Lineage: Eukaryota; Metazoa; Arthropoda; Insecta; Hymenoptera; Formicidae
Product: endoplasmic reticulum-Golgi intermediate compartment protein 2
Biological process (GO): retrograde vesicle-mediated transport, Golgi to endoplasmic reticulum; endoplasmic reticulum to Golgi vesicle-mediated transport
Cellular component (GO): COPII-coated ER to Golgi transport vesicle; membrane; endoplasmic reticulum
Source: RefSeq, a predicted model, not a curated record